Messenger RNA from Schizophyllum commune H4-8, 748 nucleotides. RefSeq lists its product as uncharacterized. The record is from RefSeq and is a predicted model, not a curated record. Lineage: Eukaryota; Fungi; Basidiomycota; Agaricomycetes; Agaricales; Schizophyllaceae. The transcript is spliced from 2 exons. The coding region runs from base 80 to 748 and encodes 222 amino acids.
CCACCAUCUACUCAUCCACAUUCUACUGCUCUCUGCACGCUAGAACCCGUGUCAAUCGCCCUUGAUCUCCUGCGAUCUUAUGCACGAUGCUGAAGACCCGCCCUACUCGCUCAGAAGGCAGGACUCGACGUCGGCAACACGAAUUAUCGACCGCUAUGAAGCAACCCACAAUCCUACCACACGUUCUUUAAACGACCGCUCGUCCCUUCAGACACCAGACAAACCCGCUCGCUCGACAUUUAUGGAGAACUAUAAGCUCAAGAAGGACAAGUCACCCCUUCGGCGGUCCUUCCAGAACUUCAUGUCCGUCUUGAAGAAGUCUCCCGCCGCCUUCAAGAAGAAACCCGCCGGCUCGCCCGAGAUUGCCGCUCCCGUCGUGCAACAGAUUCUGUCACAGUCGACCUAUCCCAUUGCUGCCUCUCCUCCGCGACCUGAGAUCCCUUCUUUUGGCUAUGCGCGCCACGCCGGACAGCUCCUCUACCUUUGCCACGCUGAAAACGAAUGCCGCGACGUCUUCCCAGUGUGGACCACUUGCUCCGUCUCCCUCGAAGGCUCUGCGCUCUUGGCGACUUGGUAUACUACUAUGGGCAACCCCUUCACGCAAGUGAUCGACCUCUCGUGCUGUACGGAUGUAUGCGCCCUCACUAUCGAUCAGCUCGAGCCCGCUCUUCAAGAUAUGCUGCCAAACUGUGACGAUGAUACAGUCCCCGAGCCCGAUAUCGCACGUUACACGACCGACGUCGAGUGA